CCAACUUGCACCAAUUAUAAGUAGUCGACUGUUGUUUACGUUUGGCCCUCUUUACCUGAUAUUUUUACUGCAGUAGCUUUUGAAAGACUUUAUUUCGAAAAUUUUUCGAUAAAAUGAAUGUGCCUGCUUUUCCGUCUUUAAAACCACGAAUUUCAGAACAUCAUUGGUUUUCCGUUGAUAGGCCAUGUGAUGAUGAAUUGGAAUUAACACAAAUGGAAAGAGAGCAUCAAAAUUGGCUGACUUCAAUAGCAGAAAAGGAUAAGGAUAUGGUUCCCAUUGGUAAAACGGCAUCAGAGCAUUUUGAUGAAGAUGAAGAGGAUGAAGAAGAUGAUGAUAAUGAUGACGAUGAGAGUGAAAGCAAUGAAGAGGAUGAUGAAGAACUUGAUGCAGAGAUGAAUUACGAUCAAGAUACUGAAAUGUUUCAUUGAAGAUGAUGAGAGCUGAAGAGGGUCAAAAUGCAAGUUUUACAUUUUAUUAUUAUAAGAUAGACCCUUCAUUUUGAACUUACAUUUAUUUAUUGUGUAUAAAUCAUAUUUCCUUUUAUUGUAAGUCUACCAUUCACACAUUCCGUUAAAUUAUAUUAAAUUAAAAACACUAACAAUAAAGAUUUUUAUGGAUUA
This is a messenger RNA of Stegodyphus dumicola, 620 nucleotides long. RefSeq names its product anaphase-promoting complex subunit 15-like. Lineage: Eukaryota; Metazoa; Arthropoda; Arachnida; Araneae; Eresidae. Gene Ontology annotation, biological process: regulation of mitotic cell cycle spindle assembly checkpoint. Gene Ontology annotation, cellular component: anaphase-promoting complex. The record is from RefSeq and is a predicted model, not a curated record.